Molecule: messenger RNA, 922 nt
Organism: Corylus avellana
Lineage: Eukaryota; Viridiplantae; Streptophyta; Magnoliopsida; Fagales; Betulaceae
Source: RefSeq, a predicted model, not a curated record
UCCUGCUAAAGCCUAUCCUGUUUUUAUCUCUUUCAAAGAACUGGUUGGUGCAGGAGUGGAGAUGAGCUCACUCGCAUUUUCAGUCGGGAUUGUGAAUCCCAGAAAGUUCAGCACAAAAUUACCCAGAAAAAAAUUUGGUUCGACAGAAGCAUCAAACAUCAAUUUCUCAAGCCAACCCCAGCAGAGCUACUGGAGUAGUAGCUCUUCGGCUCCUGUCCUCCAACAAAAUGUGAACCCGCCUCUCCUCGGGAGAAGAGAAACACUUGGUUUCGGCUUCUCAUUUUGCUUUCUUGAUGUUCUCCUGCAACCAGAAGCCAUUGCAGCAGCCAACGCGCCUCCAUGUGAGCUCACAGUAGCUCCCUCAGGCCUCGCCUUCUGCGAUAAAGUUGUAGGAACUGGCCCUGAGGCUGUCAAGGGACAGCUCAUUAAGGCACAUUAUACUGGGAAAUUGGAGAAUGGUACGGUUUUUGAUAGCAGCUACAAUCGUGGGAUGCCUCUUUCAUUUCGUAUCGGUGUUGGUGAGGUCAUCAAGGGCUGGGACCAAGGUAUUCUAGGAGGUGAUGGAGUCCCCCCAAUGCUUGCUGGGGGAAAACGCACACUAAAGCUUCCUCCAGAACUGGCAUACGGCAUGAGAGGGGCUGGGUGCAAAGGAGGUUCUUGUAUUAUUCCUCCAGAUUCGGUUCUUCUGUUUGAUGUAGAGUUCAUUGGCAAGGUAUGAGAAGUAGUUGCCCCAAAGAAAGUGUCUACAUCAAUCAGUUUUUGGCUUUCUCCAAUUUUUAUUUGUAAAGUUGAAGAGAAAAAUCAAGAAAGCACAAAUGUUUCAUCCCUGAAUAGCAUUCAUGCUUGCACUGUUGCACACAUUUGUCAAUUAGAGACCCAAAAGACAGACCUUAUAUCAUUAUUAAGUAAAUACAUUUUGAAA